Messenger RNA from Melanaphis sacchari, 1050 nucleotides. RefSeq lists its product as uncharacterized. Gene Ontology annotation, cellular component: membrane. Lineage: Eukaryota; Metazoa; Arthropoda; Insecta; Hemiptera; Aphididae. The record is from RefSeq and is a predicted model, not a curated record. The transcript is spliced from 5 exons. Bases 75 to 1040 code for a protein of 321 amino acids. Gene Ontology annotation, biological process: sensory perception of taste.
AUACGUAUUUUUAUACAGAUAUUUUUUAAUCACACUGUGUUUCAACGUGUUUGUCAAUCAAGGUAACGUACAUAAUGCCAUGCUAUCUAUUGAUAUUGACAGCCAUAAAAAAUCCGACGGCCACCCUAUGGUUUUGGACGGUUAAUUUCAUACUGAGGGAAUUUCUAAGUCAACUGACAUCGCUCUACGUCGACAUGCGUUUGCCGAAAAUCAUUGAAAAUACAAAUAAUUUCGACUCUAAAUACGGUCGGCCCACGGAGCAAAGAACUGGCCCUCGUUACUACGUGAUCGCUUAUCUGGGAUGUACGUUGACGUUGCUCUCGUGCGUCUGCAUUGAUGUUUUGCUUAAUAAAAUGUCAAUUUCAGUGUUCUGUGAGACGGUUUUGAGGUACAUGAGUUCCAUAUUUCCGCUAUUGUACUUGCUGUUCUGCGACGAGAUGUGCAUCCGUUUCCGAUCGUUAAGGACACGGUGGCGUAUAGAAGUGGCAAAGGUGCUCGCGUCUACGCCACGGACUACAUGCCAAGUAUUGGAGUCAGAACGAUUAGCACACGCACAGCUCUGCGAUCUCGUCGAGGAGAUGCGCGUUGCAUUCGGACCCCGGCUCACCACUUACCUGCUUUUCGUGUUCCUCGAACAUCUGGCUCGGUUCUACUUUGAUACGUACGUGAUGCCCACUUACAGAUUCAAGUACUCAGCACUGGAGAACAAGGGUGUCAGUAUGUUUGAUUCAUUAAUGUUCCUGGGGCAUGCCUGGAUCGGUACAUUCCUGGUCGCCUAUCUGUCAGAUACGCUCACCGAAUCUAGCAAAGAAAUAAUAACAGACUUAAGAAACAUACCGAUAUGGAAAUUACCUCAAGACUGCUCUGAACAGAUUACUUUCUUUAUGUCUCAAGUACAAAAUUCUCAAACCGUUAUAACAGCGUCUGGUCUAUUCACAGUCAAUAAGACUAUUCUAUCAUCAAUAAUAAUAUCAUUGGCUACGUACAUUAUAGUACUCAUACAAUUGGCUCCGGACUUAGGACGCAUAUUUAUCGAAUAAAUUAUAAAAU